This is a messenger RNA of Sorex araneus (European shrew), 1021 nucleotides long. It is a transcript of the gene ICAM2, whose product is annotated as intercellular adhesion molecule 2. Gene Ontology annotation, molecular function: integrin binding. Gene Ontology annotation, cellular component: membrane. NCBI's taxonomy places the organism in Eukaryota, Metazoa, Chordata, Mammalia, Eulipotyphla, Soricidae. Bases 80 to 907 code for a protein of 275 amino acids. Gene Ontology annotation, biological process: cell-cell adhesion. The transcript has 4 exons. The record is from RefSeq and is a predicted model, not a curated record.
CACUCGCCACUCGGACCUGCGGCCGCCUCGGAGCCCUCCGCUCCUCCCUGCCCACCCGCAGCCCACCAGGCCCGCCGCGAUGCGCCUUUCCCGGGGCUGGGGCCUGCUGGCCGCCCUUCUCAUCCUCUCCUGCCGCUCAGGGUCGGGGGAUGAGGAGUUCGGGGUGUCCGUCUGGCCCGUGCAGGUGGCGGUGGGGCCCACGGAGUCCUGGGUGAUGAACUGCAGCACCAGCUGCCCGCAGCCCGAGGACGGCGGCCUGGACACCACCCUGAGUCAGACGCUGCAGGCGCGGGGCGCCCAGUGGAUGCAGUACCAGGUGGCCAACGCGUCCCACGACACCGUGGUCUACUGCCGCUUCACCUGCUCCGGGCAACGGCGCUCCACGGGGCUCAGUGUCACCGUGUUCCACCCCCCGAAACUAGUGCAGCUGAAGCUGAAGCCGUCGUGGGUGGUGGCGGGCAGCCCCUUUGCCCUGGAGUGUCGGGUGCCGGCGGUGGCCCCCCUCGAGAGCCUCACGCUCACCCUGCUGCACGGGCACCAGCCCCUGCACAGCCAGACCUUCCGCCAAGGAGCCCCGGGCCCGCAGGAGGCCACGGCCACGCACCGCGCCACGGCCCGCAGUGAGGACGCGCACCACAACUUCUCCUGCCUGGCCGAGCUCGACCUGCGGCCUGUAGGGGGCGGUGUUGUCCAGGGGCUCUCCGAGCCCCAGGUGCUCAAGGUCUACGAGCCCGUCCAGGACAGCCAGCUGGUCAUCCUCAUCGCCGCCGUGUCCGUGCUGCUCUUCCUCUUUGUGGCGGCCGUGCUGCUCUGCUUCGUCUUCGGCCAGCACUGGCGCCAGCAGCGGACGGGCGCCUACGGCGUGCAGGCAGCGUGGCGGAGCCUGCGGUGGCCCUCCCGGGCAUAGCCCCUGUGAGCGGCACCGGGACCGGGCCCUGGCUGAGGGGCUGUCACCAGCAGCAGAGGACUCUGGGGACGUGAUGACUCUCCUCCGAAUACAAGCCCCGUUUGGCUCCGUGGC